AUGCCUUCGCACACUAAUUUCCUUCUUCAUGCCUUUGUCCGGUUGGCCAUUGCAACCACGGCUCUUUCACAAAGAUCUCCCAAAGUCUAUGACAAGGUUUGUCCCCAAGCUUUGCCAACCAUCAAGAAAACAGUGCAGGCUGCUGCGCAGGGAGCUUCUUUACUUCGUCUGCAUUUCCACGAUUGCUUCGUUAAUAGUUGUGACGGUUCACUUCUUUCGGAUUCUACGUCUACUAUGGACAGCGAGAAAAAUGCACAUGGAAACUUUAAUUCUGUGAGAGGAUUUGAAGUGGUAGACCAAAUUAUGGCUGAAGUAUACAGAUUUUGUGGACGCCCGGUCGUUUCUUGUGCAGAUAUCUUGGCUGUUGCAGCUCGAGAUUCUGUAGUUGCGCUAGGAGGCCCGUCAUGGAAGCUUCAUUUGGGUAGGAGAGAUUCGACCACAGCUAGCAGGACCUUAGCAGACACUGCACUUCCAUCUGCAUCCGUGGAGCUCCCUGCAUGGAUCAACAACUUCAAUAAUCAGGGCCUGAACCAAAGAGAUCUUGUGCUCUCUGGUGGCCACACCAUUGGGCUGUCACAAUGUUCUAUCUUUAGGAACAGAAUUUACAAUGCCACAAUUGCUAAUGAGCGCAGAGCAACUUGCCCACGUGUCGGAGGCGACACUAACCUCUCUCCUUUUGACCCUACGCCUGCACGCUUUGACACUGCAUACAUCAAAAACUUGGUGUGGAAGAGGGGACUACUCACCUCAGAUCAGGCACUUUUCAACGGUGGCUCAACUGAUAAACUUGUAAAGUUUUACUGCUUGAACCCCGACGCUUUCUGGGGAUUUGCUAAGUCUAUGAUUAAGAUGGGGAACAUUAAGCCCUUAACCGGAAAGCAAGGACAAAUUCGUGUCAACUGCAGGAAGAUACAAUUAAAGCAUGAUUUCCAGAGUUAG
This is a messenger RNA of Theobroma umbraticum, 939 nucleotides long. The record is from RefSeq and is a predicted model, not a curated record. Lineage: Eukaryota; Viridiplantae; Streptophyta; Magnoliopsida; Malvales; Malvaceae.